Colletotrichum abscissum is the source of this 963-nucleotide messenger RNA. Its product is annotated as monooxygenase. Bases 1 to 963 code for a protein of 320 amino acids. The record is from RefSeq and is a predicted model, not a curated record. Lineage: Eukaryota; Fungi; Ascomycota; Sordariomycetes; Glomerellales; Glomerellaceae. The transcript is spliced from 2 exons. Gene Ontology annotation, molecular function: monooxygenase activity.
AUGGAGCCAAUCGCAAGUCAGAGUACCGAGAUGCGCAUCUAUAACUUCGAUUCUUCCGACAAAGUCCUUGGCAUCGACGACCAAAUUGGGAAGUCCGUGGAGAAUUACGGAUGCCGCCAAAUCAUCGGUCACAGAGGCGACUUCCACCUCAUCAUGAAGGACUUCGCUCUCGAACAGGGCGUCAAAAUCCGGCUUGGCGAGCGAGUCGAAGUCUACGAUCCCAGUCAACCUAGCAUAACCCUUUCCUCAGGAGAAAUAAUUCAAUCAGAUGUCGUCAUCAUCGCGGACGGCGUCAGAAGCAAGGGACGCACGACUGUGCUGGGUUAUGAAGAUAAACCUCAGGCAAGCGGAUACGCCAUCUACCGAUCAUUCAUGAGCGGUGACCUCCUUCGCGACGACCCUUUGACCAACGUUGGGGACGUCGCGGAGAGUUGGACUAAAGAGGCCACCAAAGAUGAUGUAUUGGCAUGUCUAGAAGGAUGGGAUCCUGCUGUCAGAAGAGUGUGGGAAAAGAUGCCUUCAGUCAUUGACUGGAAGCUCGUGUACCGCCCUUGCCUCGACAAAUGGGUUGCAGACUCCGGGCUAAUUACUUUGAUGGGCGAUGCUGCACAUCCGUUUCUACCCACUUCGACUCAAGGUGCUAGUCAAGCCAUCGAAGACGGAGCCACCAUAGCCAAAUGUCUCUCAAAAUGUGCAGGCAAUAUCCCCCUAGCCUUGCAUACCUACUUCGAAAUCCGACACGACUACGUUGCCGAAGCACAGGCGACUGGGAUCAAGCAGAGAGAAAUAUGGCACAACUUGCAUGAUGAGGACAGCAAAGCUUUCAAGAAGGAAUUCGACAUCAACGCCACCAUGAUGCAGAAUCUGUAUCUUUGGAAAAACGAUGCUGAAAAAUUGGUCGAUGAGAAGUGGGAUGAGGUGUCGGAAAUUGUCAAGCAGAGGCUUAGUGUUAACAGUGGUUGA